This is a messenger RNA of Cantharellus anzutake, 1158 nucleotides long. RefSeq lists its product as uncharacterized. Lineage: Eukaryota; Fungi; Basidiomycota; Agaricomycetes; Cantharellales; Hydnaceae. The transcript has 7 exons. The record is from RefSeq and is a predicted model, not a curated record. The coding region runs from base 201 to 797 and encodes 198 amino acids.
CUGGUCCUGUUUCUCAACCGGUCAGCUUGUCAGGGAGGGACAAAAAGAGGCCGAGAGAAAGUGGAGAGCAUGGUUCAGGAGAUGAUCUGGCGUCUCCUUAUGAUGGAUCCCGACAGAAGCACCGGAAAUUGGGGCUCCACACCGAGGAGGUUGCGGACUCUAGUAGGGGACGGCUGAUCACGUUCCCGGACGUGGCAGCCAUGGACGACCUUCCAGGGUCCACCGGCAAGAUCGCCGAAACUCGCAUCACCCACCCGAUUGGUGUGACUGCGGGCAUGCCGGCUUUUCAGGCAUCAUCACCUCUGCCUCUCUUAGAUGAGAGAGAUCGAGGUGACCAAAUCAACAACUGCGCCAUGGAUGAUUCCAUUGCUGCGCAGCCCAAACACCGAGAUGACGGAAGCCUCUCCCACUCCCCAAUACGGAGCGGUGACGCGCAUCCGUCAAUAAUAGAUGGCAUCUGUUCGGGGUCUGCCCAACAACGGGAUCACGCACUGUCGGACAGAGCAAAUGCGGAGAUUGAUGUGGAGAGGUCCUACGAUGGGUUGGAGGACUGGUUGGUGGACGAUGCCUACUCCUUAGCACAAGGCUCAGGAGAUAGAGCAUGUGACUCUCGAGCCUCGAUCUCUUCGGCCGAAAGCCCUCGACAGAGCUCACUGUCCAAUAAGGCUGAUCACCUACAGGGGGCUUCCAUAUCACCAAGGAACCUGUAUAAGACAUACCGAAGUGUGGGGAUUCAAGUUGGUGCCGCCGUCGAUAUCCGUGCUCCGAGACGUUACUCUUCGGCACCCCCAUCCUGAUACCCGCACUCAUUUGAUGGAACCCACCAGUUUACGUGGGAAGCAGAGUUGCUCUGAUGAACCAAAUUCAAGCGGAAUCCCCUCAUAGAGAACACAAAUGGACAUUCUUUGCAAACGUUCUAGAGUCCGAGUCCUCGCCAAACUGGAGGUCAGGUCAGGCCCUUUGCUACCCCAAACUCGAGGGUCUGAGACUUGCGCGAUAUGUGUGUUGCUCUCUGUCCCACACACUAUCCAGAGCCGGCUUUCUGGAUGGUGUCAUAAGGGUUGUGUACUAACUCUCGUCACGACGUAAACUUGUUCCUAUGCCGCACAUGUAAAGAUCCAAGGUCAUACGGAAUGACAUCGUCGUGCAAACGCGAAG